CGCGGAUCUUGAGCUAACCUCUGAAGCUGGACUGAAGCAUCAUUGAUCGCUACGGAAGACAUCUCAGUUUUCCUUAAUCUCCACCAGAACCACACAUUUUCGGAGGAAUAUCAUUUGUAUAAAUGUACAAAAAGAGAUGGAUCAGCCGGCAAAGACAGGGACACCAGUUUAUUUCGAGGUGAAAACAGAUUAUUGAUUACACAUCAACUCCGUCCGACGGCGCUGCGGUUGCUCCGCUCGCCGGUAGAACAUGCUCGACUGAAUUCAAGACGUUUCUGUGCUGAUUAUGUAGCACGGGGCAUCUCGUCCCUAUUAGGGCAGUCUCCCGUGGUAAUUUGGUGAAAGAUACCAUGGAUUCUUUGACCACAAGAGCAAACCACUGAACAAUCCAACUAAACUCCAGCAAUAAUGACAGUUGACGAACAGAAGCGUGAACAGGGGGAGGCUGAUCAGGCAGGAAGAAACGCGAAAUGGCCAUUCAGCGCCCUCAAGGCGUUUGAAAGAUACUUCCCAGCCCGGCGAUCAUCACCCAAGACGAAUGUCCCCGAUCCUCUCCCCGAGACCACGACAGGCCGACGACGAGCAUCGACCCUGGAGCAAUCCCUCGACAAGGACGCGUCGCUCCCGGAGAAAGUCGUGACCCACGAACUCGAAGUUGUCGGAGAUGACCAUGCGAGAGACGAAGAGGAUACCGCCCCGCAGACGGUGCUGUAUCUCGCCUACGGAUCGAACCUGGCGGCGAAAACCUUCCGUGGCACACGGGGAAUCCGGCCGCUCUCGGAGUUGAAAGUGCUUGUGCCCAGCCUGCGCCUUACGUUUGAUUUGCCGGGGAUCCCAUACACGGAGCCCUGCUUCGCGGGCACACGAUCCAGAACACCAGGUUCCGAGGGAGGAUGGAUUGGGGAGACGAGCGAUGAUACCAGAGAGGAUGAAGAAGAAGAAGAAGAAGAAAGAGAAAAAAGGGACGGCAAACCUCUGCUUCCAAACGGAUACCGCAAGGACCGGUGGCGUAAGCCCCUCGUCGGCGUUGUCUACGAGGUCACCCUGUCGGACUACGCACGCAUCAUCGCCACGGAGGGCGGGGGUCGCGGCUACCGCGACGUGGUGGUCGACUGUUUCCCCUUUCCGGAGAAAUACGACCCUUCCGACCCUGUCCCGGAUACUCCCACGACAGAGCCAUUCAAGGCGCACACCCUCCUCUCCCCGGCAACCGACACGCCGGGAACAACAUCACCAGCGUCGCCUCUCCAUCUCCACCUCCCCAUCGACGCAUCCUACGCUCAACCCUCGGCGCGGUAUCUGGAUCUGAUACGCACCGGCGCAGCAGAACAUAACCUCCCAACAUCCUACCAGGCGUACCUUGCCCAAAUCAGAGCGUACCGCGUGACCACCCCGCGCCAGCGCGUCGGCCAGGUGCUCUUCCUGGCUCUCUGGGCGCCGGGCCUGAUGCUCACCUUGUUUCUAUCCAGAGUUCUCGCUGGACCGGAUGGCAUCAGCCCGGCCUGGCUGAUUCGGUUUGCGGAUGUGUUGUUGGCGGCGAUGUGGAAGAGCUAUUAUAUCGCUUUUAGGCCGGUGUUUGGGGAUGGCUUGAGGACGAUUGGUGAGUAGUGCACUAGACGUAAAUAAUUCUAUGUAAAGAUAAAGUAUUAUAGGUAGUACAUAGAAAAUUACUGUGAUGAUAACGGAGAAGAGAGAAUGCUACUUUUGCAGUAAAUUGAAAAGUCCUACUUGACAAAUGAAAUCCAUUGAGCUUAACAGGGUUUUUAAGGAAACGAUAUCUAGGGUACACAGAUACAAGUGUUCUGAGAGACGGCUCUAACAAAACAGGCAGGUCGUCAUCGGCAGGCCGAGAAGAAGGGAGAGUGUUCAAGAUCAAUCAGGCGGCUUGAGAUCAGACUCGAGCUUUUCCCGGCCUGUCAACCACAGCCUGCAGAUUAUUUAUCUAGCGACGGGAGACCGGGGGUGUGUACAC
Molecule: messenger RNA, 1972 nt
Organism: Penicilliopsis zonata CBS 506.65
Lineage: Eukaryota; Fungi; Ascomycota; Eurotiomycetes; Eurotiales; Aspergillaceae
Exons: 2
Coding region: 409-1608 (399 amino acids)
Molecular function (GO): gamma-glutamylcyclotransferase activity
Source: RefSeq, a predicted model, not a curated record